CACUGUGUUUGUGUCUUCAACUGCAUGUGAAUCUCUUCCUCUUAUAUUUAGCGGCAAAUGAUGUCCGCAAUUGUCGCCGCCGUUGUUAUUGUUGCCGUUGCCGUCGGCCGCCAACUAUUAUCUCAUUAAACCAAUUAUCACAACAUAUAUCUCUGAAGAAUCUCUGAAGAAUAUCUCUGAAGAAUAUCUCUGAAGAAUCUCUCGGAAGAAUAUCUCUGAAGAAUAUCUCUGAAGAAUCUCUCGGAAGAAUCUCUCGGAAGUAUAUCUCUGAAGAAUCUCUCUGAAGAAUCUCGUGUCUCACUCUUAUAUAUAUACCUGAAGAACAAGAAUGGCGUUUAUAUCGUUGUCGUCGUUGUUGUUGAGCAUCACCGCCAGUGACAAACACAUCCUACACUGUCUUCUCUUAUUGAUUGUGAUACUGACAUUCGAGUCGAUGUCCGGCGGCCUGAAGUUGUGGUAUACCGACAGUGACUCACCGCCAAUCGAUCCGUUCCAGGCGUACGGCUAUUGGACAGCCACUGGACUCUAUAUACUCCGGGCGUUAGCAUUGCUAUCACUACCGCAAGUGUUGUGCAACUUCUUGGGCCUCACUCUAUACAAUGCUUUCGCUUCGAAGGUCACACUAAAAGGUACGCCACUGUUGGCACCGUUUAUCUGCAUCCGGACGGUAACCCGUGGCGACUAUCCCGAUCUGAUACACAACAAUGUCAACAGGAAUCUCAAUACGUGUCUGGGAGCCGGUCUCGACAAUUUUAUCAUCGAAGUGGUUACCGAUAGGCCCAUUGGUCUGGUCAAGAGUCCACGUCUACGUGAAGUAGUAGUUCCCACUGAUUAUAAGACCAAAACUGGUGCCCUAUUUAAGGCCAGAGCUUUGCAAUACUGUCUGGAAGACGAUAACAAUAUAUUAGGUGAUAACGAUUGGGUGGUACACUUGGAUGAAGAAACUAUUAUGACUGAGAAUGCCAUUCAUGGUAUACUAAAUUUUGUGGUCAACAAUAAACAUGAAUUUGGCCAGGGAUUGAUUACGUAUGCCAAUGAGGAUGUAGUCAAUUGGUGGACUACGUUGGCCGAUAGUUUUCGUGUGGCCGAUGAUAUGGGCAAACUUCGGUUCCAGUUCUAUAUGUUUCAUCGGCCAUUGUUUAGUUGGAAAGGCUCGUAUGUGGUCACAAAACUCAGUGCCGAACGAGCCGUAUCGUUCGAUCACGGACUGGACGGUUCGGUAGCCGAAGAUUGUUAUUUUUCGAUGAUUGCCUACAAAAAUGGCUAUACAUUUGACUUUAUCGAAGGAGAAAUGUGGGAAAAAAGUCCAUUUACUUUAUUAGAUUUUCUUAAACAACGAAAACGUUGGAUGCAGGGUAUCUUUCUAGUGGUCCAUUCCCCAGCCAUACCCUUGCAAAACAAAAUAUUUCUGGCCCUAUCCCUAUACGCAUGGCUAACAAUGCCGUUGAGUACAUCCAAUCUGAUAUUUGCCAGCAUAUAUCCUCUGCCAUCGACAUCCUGGUGUAACUUUUUGUCCACAUUUGUCGGUGCCGUAUCCAUCUAUAUGUAUAUAUUUGGUGUAAUCAAAUCGUUUACAUUGACCCGUAUCGGCAUUGGCCGUUAUCUACUAUGUCUGGUCGGUGCCGUACUGACCAUCCCAUUCAAUAUAGUCAUCGAAAAUGUUGCCGUUUUGUGGGGUUUUAUCGGCAAAAAGCAUACCUUCUAUAUCGUUCAAAAACAAUAUAAACCAUCGUUUAAUGUUUGAUUUAUUGUUUGUUUUUCUAGUUUA
This is a messenger RNA of Oppia nitens, 1768 nucleotides long. RefSeq names its product beta-1,4-mannosyltransferase egh-like. The record is from RefSeq and is a predicted model, not a curated record. Bases 329 to 1744 code for a protein of 471 amino acids. Gene Ontology annotation, cellular component: cytoplasm. Gene Ontology annotation, molecular function: beta-1,4-mannosyltransferase activity. Lineage: Eukaryota; Metazoa; Arthropoda; Arachnida; Sarcoptiformes; Oppiidae. The transcript has 2 exons.